Eubalaena glacialis (North Atlantic right whale) is the source of this 4662-nucleotide messenger RNA. RefSeq names its product Janus kinase 3 (gene JAK3). The record is from RefSeq and is a predicted model, not a curated record. Lineage: Eukaryota; Metazoa; Chordata; Mammalia; Artiodactyla; Balaenidae. Gene Ontology annotation, cellular component: cytosol; cytoskeleton; membrane. Gene Ontology annotation, molecular function: cytokine receptor binding; ATP binding; non-membrane spanning protein tyrosine kinase activity. Gene Ontology annotation, biological process: cell surface receptor signaling pathway via JAK-STAT; intracellular signal transduction; peptidyl-tyrosine phosphorylation. The transcript has 24 exons. Bases 119 to 3433 code for a protein of 1104 amino acids.
CUCAGGAAGCUGAGGGGCCCACACAGGAAGGAGCGAGUGGGACUUUCCUCCCGCUGUUGUUCGCCUCUGCCCUCCCGUAGCUGGCCCAGAGGUCCUCACCUCCAGGCAGGCAGCACUCAUGGCACCUCCAAGUGAGGAGACGCCCCUGAUCUCUCAGCGCUCCUGCAGCCUCUCCUCUUCAGAGGCUGGUGCCCUGCACGUGCUGCUGCCCCCUCGGGGCCCUGGACCCCCACAGUGCCUCUCCUUCUCCUUUGGGGACCACUCAGCUGAAGAGCUAUGUGUUUGGGCUGCUAAGGCCAGUGGCAUCCUGCCCGUGUACCACUCCCUCUUUGCUCUGGCCUUGGAGGACCUGUCCUGUUGGUUCCCCCCGAGCCACAUCUUCUCCGUGGAGGACGCGGGCACCCAGGUCCUUGUCUACAGGCUCCGCUUUUACUUCCCCAACUGGUUUGGGCUAGAGAAGUGCCACCGCUUUGGGCUACGAAAGGACUUAGCCAGUGCCAUCCUUGACCUGCCAGUCCUGGAGCACCUCUUUGCCCAGCACCGCAAUGACCUGGUCAGCGGCCGCCUCCCGAUGGGCCUCAGCCUCAAGGAGCAGGGCGAGUGUCUCAGCUUGGCUGUGCUGGACCUGGCCCAGAUGGCCCUCGAGCAAGGUCAGCGGCCCGAGGAGCUGCUGAAGACCAUCAGCUACAAGGUCUGCCUGCCCCCCGGCCUGCGCGACCUGAUCCAGGGCCUGAGCUUCGUGACGCGGAGGCGUAUCCGAAGGACAGUGCGCCGGGCCUUGCGCCGCUUGGCCGCCUGCCAGGCUGAUAAGCACUCGCUCAUGGCCAAGUACAUCAUGGACCUCGAGCGGCUGGACCCAGACAGGGCCACCGAGACCUUCCGCGUGGGCCUCCCCGGAGCUGCUGGUGGUCAGGAUGCGCCGGGGCUGCUCCGCGUGGCUGGCGGCAGUGGCAUCGCCUGGAGCCCGGGAGAACACGAGGUCCUCCAGCCCUUCUGCGACUUUCCAGAAAUCGUGGAUAUCAGCAUCAAGCAGGCCCCGCGCAUUGGCCCCGCCGGGGAGCACCGCCUGGUCACCAUCACCAGGACAGACAACCAGAUCCUGGAGGCCGAGUUCCCGGGGCUGCCCGCAGCGUUGUCCUUCGUGGCGCUCGUGGAUGGCUACUUCCGGCUGACCACUGACUCCGGACACUACUUCUGCAAGGAGGUGGCGCCGCCGCGGCUGCUGGAGCAAGUGGCUGAGCAGUGCCAUGGCCCCAUCACCUUGGAUUUUGCCAUCAACAAACUCAAGACUGGGGGUUCACUUCCCGGCUCCUACGUUCUCCGCCGCAGUCCCCAGGAUUUCGACAGCUACCUCCUAACUGUCUGUGUCCCGACCCCCCUGGGCCCUGAUUACAAGGGCUGCCUCAUCCGGUGCGACCCCACAGGAACCUUUUCCCUGGCUGGCCUUGGCCGUCCCCACAGCAGUCUUCGAGAGCUCCUGGCAGCCUAUUGGGAUGGUGGGUUGCACGUGGAUGGGGUUGAGCUGAACCUCACCUUCUGCUGCAGCCCCAGACCCAAAGAAAAGUCCAAUCUGAUUGUGGUCCGGAGAGAUUGCAACCCACCCACAUCAUCCCCUGUUCAGCCCCAAUCCCAAUGCCAGCUGAGUCAGAUGACAUUUCACAAGAUCCCUGCUGACAGCCUGGAGUGGCAUGAGAACCUGGGUCACGGGUCCUUUACCAAGAUUUACCGGGGCUGUCGCCAUGAGGUUGUGGAUGGGGAGGCCCGAGAGACAGAGGUGCUGCUCAAAGUGAUGGAUGCCAAGCACAAGAACUGCAUGGAGUCAUUCCUGGAAGCAGCGACCUUGAUGAGCCAAGUGUCGUACCAGCAUCUCGUGUUGCUCCAUGGCGUGUGCAUGGCUGGAGACAGCAUAAUGGUGCAGGAAUUUGUAUACCUGGGAGCGCUGGACACAUAUCUGCGUAAGUGUGGCCAGCUGGUGCCGGCCAGCUGGAAGCUACAGGUGAUCAAACAGCUGGCUUAUGCCCUCAACUAUCUGGAAGACAAAGGUCUCCCUCACGGCAAUGUCUCAGCCCGGAAGGUGCUCCUGGCUCGGGAGGGGGCUGACGGGAACCUGCCUUUCAUCAAGCUGAGUGACCCCGGUGUCAGCCCCACUGUGCUAAGCCUGGAGAUGCUCACUGACAGGAUCCCCUGGGUGGCCCCUGAGUGUCUCCAGGAGGCCCGAACACUUGGCUUGGAAGCUGACAAGUGGGGCUUUGGUGCCACAGUCUGGGAGGUGUUCAGCGGUGUCACAAUGCCCAUCAGCACCCUGGAUCCUGCCAAGAAGCUCCAGUUUUACCAGGAACGGCAGCAACUGCCUGCACCCAAGUGGAUGGAGCUGGCCCUGCUGAUCCAACAGUGCAUGGCCUAUGAGCCAGGCCAGAGGCCCUCUUUCCGCGCUGUCAUCCGUGACCUGAACAGCCUCAUCACUUCAGAUUAUGAGCUCCUCUCAGACCCCACACCUGGUGCCCUGGCGCCCCGUGAUGGUCUUUGGAAUGGUGCCCAGCUCUAUGCCUGCCAGGACCCUACCAUCUUUGAGGAGAGACACCUCAAGUACAUCUCACAGCUGGGCAAGGGCAACUUUGGCAGCGUGGAACUGUGCCGCUAUGACCCGCUGGGCGACAACACAGGUGCCCUGGUGGCCGUGAAGCAGUUGCAGCACAGCGGGCCAGAACAGCAGAGGGACUUCCAGCGGGAGAUCCAGAUCCUCAAAGCCCUCCACAGUGACUUCAUUGUCAAGUACCGGGGUGUCAGCUAUGGCCCAGGCCGCCUGAGCCUGCGGCUGGUCAUGGAGUACCUGCCCAGCGGCUGCCUGCGCGACUUCCUGCAGCGGCACCGCGCGCGCCUUGACGCUGGCCGCCUGCUCCUCUACGCCUCGCAAAUCUGCAAGGGCAUGGAGUACCUGGGCUCCCGCCGCUGCGUGCACCGCGACCUGGCAGCCCGUAACAUCCUGGUGGAGAGCGAGACGCAUGUCAAAAUCGCCGACUUCGGCCUCGCCAAGCUGCUGCCGCUCGACAAAGACUACUACGUGGUCCGCGAGCCAGGCCAGAGCCCCAUCUUCUGGUACGCCCCAGAGUCCCUCUCGGACAACAUCUUCUCGCGUCAGUCGGAUGUCUGGAGCUUCGGGGUCGUCCUGUACGAGCUCUUCACCUACAGUGACAAGAGCUGUAGCCCCUCAGCCGAGUUCCUGCGGAUGAUGGGAUGUGAGAGAGAUGUGCCAGCCCUCUGCCGCCUCCUGGAGCUGCUGGCCGAGGGCCAGAGGCUGCCCGCACCUCCUGCCUGUCCUGGUGAGGUUCAUGAGCUCAUGAAGCUGUGCUGGGCCCCUAGCCCGCAAGACCGGCCACCAUUCAGCGCCCUGGGCCCCCAGCUGGAUGCACUGUGGAAUGGAAGCCAGGGAUAGUGUCCAGAGGCAUGAGACCCUCACCUGCCCUGCUUGUCUAGAGGGAGAACCCCAUUCUCUGUCUUUUUUAUAUCUCCUGCACACAGACCUCUGGGUUCUGGUCUCCAUGGACUGGCUGUGUGACCUUGAGCAGGGACCUACCCCUCUCUGGGCCUCCUGCUUCAGAGACCCCCUUCAUGGAGCAAAUGACAUUGCACUUGGGGGAGCACCCCUGGCUUGUAGAGCAACAGCAGCCUCGUAGCAUUAGGAACUUGUAAAGAUUCAAGACAGAUGCAAUGGUGGGGUCUACUGAGCCCCCCCCACCCCAGAAUCGAGGGACCAGAGUUAAGUCCCCCCCAUCUUCCCAACCUCUCAGGGCCUGGCCUGGAGCUUCCUGUCUCAUUUCCAGAGGAGACAUUAUAUAGCUUUAAAUAUGUGAUCUCAGGCUUCUAUUCCCCCCUCCCUCUUUAGCUGGAGGAAGCCAAGGACAAGAGAGCUGCCCUGGCUGAAAAUUCACUUUUUGGGGGGAGCCUGUGUGACUGUUCAGAAUUGUGUAAGAGACCAGGAGAAGCUGAGGCCCCAGUCCACACUAACUGAACCUGAGGGUUCCAGGGCUUCAGUUUUCCUGCCUGUACACUGGGGCCCUUUCUGUCCAGACCAGAGGAUCACACAACUGAUGACAAUGGAGCCUAACAGGAGCUUUUCAGUGGGUGAAGGAAGGAAAGGCAUUCUUGGCAGAGGGAACAGCAUGGUGAAAGGAGGAGGCUCAGAGUACAGAGGUUAAGCGUGCAGGUAUUGGAGCCCACGGUUCUGCCACUUAUUUGCUGUGUGAUGGUGGGAGAGUUGCUUCCUCUCUCUGGGCCUCAGUUCCAUCCUCUGUAUAAUGGGCAAUAGUGUUGGCCCUUUGGCUAUACAGAGUCAACUUCUGGAGGCUUGUGAGAAGGCAUCUUGUGCAGGUUAAGCUUACCCCACCACUCCUUCACACCAGCCUGCAAGGUUUUUCUGCCACUUUUUGCCUCCCUGGAAAACUCUUAUUCAUCUCUCAGAACCCCAGCUAUCACCUCCUUGCAGCGUUCCCUAGGGUUCUCCCACCACUCCCAGUCAGCCCUGUACUUCUGACCCUAGGGCUGGGGUGGUGUCUGCGUCCAGCUCUGUCUCUUCUGACGUGGAGGCUCCUUGGGGGCUGGGCUGGGCACAGAGGGGACUCUGGGAGUGUAUGUUGAAUGAAUAAAGAAGUUCAAUGAAAAGGA